Tuber aestivum (summer truffle) is the source of this 2839-nucleotide messenger RNA. Lineage: Eukaryota; Fungi; Ascomycota; Pezizomycetes; Pezizales; Tuberaceae. The record is from the annotation of a GenBank genome assembly.
AUACCGGUAUCAUAUCAGUUAACUUAGACCGCCACCCCAACUCAACCCUCCGCCAACAGCCCUACAAUACAAAGCGCCACUUCGCAAAGAUGACGACCCCGAAAAUGGCCGGCACGACGCCAAACAUGGGCGGCGCAAUGUCCUUCUCCCCAGCUCUUCUUGGCCAAUCCCCAUCUCACCUGCUAAGCCUUAAGCACCGACCAUCAGCCUUCAACUCACCGGAUAUGGCUGGCCUGGGUGGGGUGCCGCAGAUAUCGGUGCCCGGGGACGAGAGCAAAAAGAAGGAAUUGGGCGAUAUCUUGAAGCUACUAGCUACGCGACCGGGGAGGAUAUCGGAGGAGGGGGUGGAGAGACUUUUGAAACGCAUGGGGUAUCAUCGCCCUGACACUAUCCUGGGUCGGCGUAGCUAAUAAUCAUAGUUUGGACCGCAUUAAAGAAGAUGUGAAUGGAGUUGUUAAAAUGUCACUGGCGGCUAAGAUCUUCCUACUUGACGUAUACCCACGCUAUCACAGUUGGCGGGCGAGUGGGACAGCUGACGAGAACAGAUUGAUUUCGAGGACAACAAAAUUCCGCGCGUAGAACUUGCAUUCGAGAAUACUCCAGGCCCAUCGCAAGAGCUAGCUCCCCUAGCCGCAUCUAUUCUCCAUGCUAACCUAUCACACCCGGGUAUGCGCGCCCCACUGAUAAAUCCGUCACUGGCCGAUUUCGCAGAUAACCUGGAGCGCCUGACCAGAGCCGAUCGAUUAAGCCACCCGCCAAGCUUGAAUUGUUUCACGGCUAUCACUGGCCUAUACCGAUCGCUCGAGAGGAUAUAUAACCAUGAGAAGGAGUCGCUUGAAGGGGGGAGCAUUGGCGCAAUGUGUAAAGGGAAUGGGAGACCCCAGAUGCAUGUCCGGAAGAAGGUGGGGCUCAGCAUCGAUUACUGGCGGGAGAAGCGCAUCCACAGAGGAAAUGAAGGUGAAGAGGAUGACAACGAAGAGAUAUGGAGGGUCUUGGUUGAAGUUGAGGAAAUGCCCCCGGACUUUACCAAUAUGAAUCCUAUCUCACCUGUCAGGACUUCGGAUCAUUGGGUCUCCGAUGAAAUAAAGAAGUCCAUGUACUUACCCAACUCUAUUUGUUUCAUACCCCACAGCUGACCUUUCUAGCGAUGACAACUUAUUCGGCGAGAGCGAGGACAUGGUUACGGACUGGCUGGAACCGCCAUUAGAUGGAAUUCUCGAUAUGACCGACGCCAACACUCGACCACCCUCAGCACGUUUUAUCGCUCGCCUGGAUCCACCAGUAGUAGUCCCCUUCCAAGAUGAAAUGCAACUCUUCGCCGGGUUAAUGCUCUCUCCACCUCUAAGCCCCAGUGUCAACCCCCUACAGGCAGAGCUGUUCCCGGAUGCUCCUUCUGCCUCAGGUGUUCAACGAAGACUCUAUAUUCCCAACUAUGACCCAGAGGAGGAGGAAGGCGUCCGUCACGAAUAUAAACUACACAGCCUAAAGCCAACCCUCGCACGCCCAAUCCUCGAAGUUCCCUUCUCACACCCAAAAGAGCUCGCCGGCAUAUUCUCUAUCCUAAGGCAAUUCGCGCACGUUGGUGCCUUACUCAAAAGCUGCUUUAGUCCCGUCGCUGGGAUGAUCCCGAAAACGGAGGAUUCGGCGGUGCCGUCGGAAGGUGAAGAGUUGGAUCUAGAUGCGUUCUUGGCUGACGGUGAUGACAUUGUUGAUGGAGAUGCCCGGCCAGUUCCAGUGGAUAUAAGCGUUACGGAAGGGCAGAGCGGUGCAUUGACCCUAGGGGUUAUAUUCCCGCAGAAGACCGGGCGGGGUGUGGUUGGGUGCAACUUUGAAGUGGGCAGGAAUGCCGAUGUUCGUGUGACGGAAUUGAGCGCCGAUGAUGGGAGGUUGGGCCUUGAUGCUAACGGUCUGGAAUGGGCACUUGCUAUUGGGAGCGAUUUGGGGAUUAUAGUGGAGUGGCUCAGACGGAAAAGUUGAUCCUGUAUUCCCGCUUACCUUCUUUCUUCCCUGCUCAAUACCGGUAUGCCUGCUACUCACGUGUGCCCCCCCAUCACUUUCACGGAUUGGCGUUCUUCUUGGGUACAAUUUCCAGGGACCCCAUAAUCAAGAUUACUAUCAUAAUUCCUAUUUCCCCACCUUUAUCUUUGUUUUCCCAUCCACUCCAAUCCAUUCUCCCCCUUCUGAUUAUUAGUUAACGCCCGGAUAUGCAUACCCCAUCGACUCAACCCAGCGCCCGCAAAACGCUCUGACUUCUCUUCGCAAUACCACCCCCAGAAUCAAACCCCAAACCCAUCCAUCCCCAAAAGUCUUCACCAUUGCUUCUGCAGCCCGUGCACCGGUAUCAUCCCCCCGAUGGCCUCACGGUCCAGCUCCGGGCUGGAAGUCGCGAUCUUGGCGAUCAAAUUAGGUUAUUUGUGACGCCCACACUCUUCCACGGACCCACGAACGCACGCACGAAGGCCUAGUAGGGGUGGGCGUGCUGGUGCUGGUUUGGAGCGGUAUCUUGGAGGGCUGCGCUUGCGCUAAGACGGUGAGCAGGAGGUGGAAGAAGAUGGGAGGAAACCUGGUAUUGAAUAGUGGACUUUACUUUGGCGGGGGGUAGUCGUGAUAGUGAGGGGCGCCAGUUUAUUAUAAUAUAGAUUAUUGGAAACCUCAAUUGAUCCUGUUACCAUAACUUUCCUAUCAAUCCCAAUCCCUCCUUCCCUCCCCCCAUGAUACCAUACCAAAAAAAUAUCAUAUCACAGCAAAAACCCAUCCUGCCAUCAUUUUAAAUCCCAAAAUCUCCCCGUACCACUCAAUCAAACCCAACCACCAGACCCACCCCCAACCCUCUCCAAGU